This is a messenger RNA of Lathyrus oleraceus (garden pea), 873 nucleotides long. Its product is annotated as E3 ubiquitin-protein ligase RSL1. Gene Ontology annotation, biological process: protein ubiquitination. NCBI's taxonomy places the organism in Eukaryota, Viridiplantae, Streptophyta, Magnoliopsida, Fabales, Fabaceae. The coding region runs from base 1 to 873 and encodes 290 amino acids. The transcript is spliced from 4 exons. The record is from RefSeq and is a predicted model, not a curated record. Gene Ontology annotation, molecular function: ubiquitin-protein transferase activity; zinc ion binding.
AUGGGAAAUCUAAUUCCGAUAUUUACCAGGGAAUUCGCUACCGAGAUUCAUGCUGAAAAGAUACCUAAUACCGAGCUUAGAAAAAAAAAAAACAAAACAAAGACAGUUAUGGAACAAGGUCAAUCCUCAAAAAGCUUAUGUGGUAUAUGCUUUGAUUAUGUAACAGUCUCUAAUAUGUUCACAAACACUUCAUGCAAUCAUCCCUUUUGUACUAACUGCAUCUCCAAGUAUGUGGAUGUUCGAAUAAAACAAAACACAGUGAAAUUGAGUUGUCCAAAUCCAGAAUGUUCCGUGGAACUGAAACCACUACAUUUGCAAUCCAUUUUACCUAAACAAGUCAUUCUUGAAUGGGAAUCUGCAAUUUGCGAGUCCUCGAUUUCUUUGAAGCAAAAAUUUUACUGCCCUUAUAAUAAUUGUUCUAUUUUGUUGGUGAAUGAUGGGAUAGAAGUUGUUACAAGUUGCGAAUCCCCUUCUUGUCAUAGGCUAUUCUGUGCACAAUGUAAAGUUCCAUGGCAUGGAGAUAUGAAUUGCCAGGAAUUUCAGCAGUCGAAAACUGGUCGCGAUAAUGAAAAACAAUUGGAUGAGAAAUUUUUCCAGUUGGCUAGAACACAAAAUUGGCAGAAAUGUCCAGGAUGUUCUAUGUAUGUCCAGAAAAAUGGGGGAUGUAAUAACAUGUCUUGCAGUUCGUCUGAGGAUGAUUGCAAAACUGUCCAGGAGACGAUUGCGGAGGAAAGUGCUGUUGUGAAGCAAAUUGACAAAGUUGUCAACAAAACUGUUAGGGUUUGUGGUGUUGUCAAUAGAGUUGAUGAGGAUGGGCGUGUAUACAAGAAUCUAUUAGUAGAAAUACAGUUUGUUGAACAUUUAGUGGAUUAG